CUGAGGAGAGGAAGUAGCCGCCCUCUGACAGGAAGUUAGGUAGGACAGUUGGUCAGUGAGGAGAAAAAGGAAGCAGCCACUGACAGUUGGGGCUCUUUUGCCUCUGGGAUCUUGAGAGAGCAGAAGGUGUACAAAGAGGGAGUCUCCCCACCUUGGGGCUCCCACCUCCUGAGGGACCACAGUCUGGCCCAAGCAGAGGCCCUGGAGCCAGAGGGAAUGGCCCCCGGGACCCCGAGGUCCCCAUCCCAGGGGUCAAUAACAUUCAAGGAUGUGGCUGUGGACUUCACCCAGGAGGAGUGGUGCCUGUUGGACCCAUCCCAGAAAGAGCUGUUCAGGAAGGUGAUGCUGGAGAAUGUGCAGAAUCUACUCUUCGUGGAAGCAGAGACUAAUUUUGAAGUGAAGGAGAUGUCUACAAACCUGAGCCUUUUUGUGGAAGAAUCUGGCCCUCCAAGAGGCAAGAAUAAGGGUCCCUGUGACUUCAUUUUGAGAGAAAUCUGUGAUGCUAAUAUCAAGGUAAAUGAAAAUCCAAGGAGUGACUAUGAAUGUGAUGAAGAUCCAAAGAAAUGCAACCAACAUUCUGUCCUAAAUCAGUAUAGGAAAUUGACCUCAGGAAAUGACUGUUGUCUGGAUAGUGAAUACACCAAAUGCUUUCCUGAAAAAGUAGGAUUUAGUCAGUUGCAUGAGAAGCCUCCAGAAAUGCCCAUGUAUCAAGAUAACCUAGGACAAAUCACCUUUGGCUCAAGUUUAAAUCUCCCAAAACAUCAGAAAAGUAAACAUGUAGAGAUGGUUUGUAUGAGUAAUAAAGGUGGGAGACCUUUCAGUCAGAACUCUGAGUUUGGUUCAUAUGAAAUAAUCCACUCUGGAGAGAGACAUUAUCAACAUAAGGAAUAUGGAAAAGGUUUUACACAGAGAGGUCAUCAGAGAAUUCACACUGGAGAGAAACAUUAUGAAUGUACACAGUGUGGAAAGCCUUUCACACAAAGGGCUAAUCUUACUGCACAUCAGAGAAUCCACAGUGGAGAGAAACCUUAUGAAUGUACACAGUGUGGAAAGGCUUUCACAGAGAGUAGCUCUCUUGCUAAGCAUCAGAGAAUCCAUACUGGAGAGAAACCUUAUGAAUGUACACAGUGUGGAAAGGCUUUCACAGAGAGUAGCUCUCUUGCUAAGCAUCAGAGAAUUCAUACUGGAGAGAAACCUUAUGAAUGUAUACAGUGUGGAAAGGCUUUCACACAGAGGGGUAAUCUUGCUGCACAUCAGAGAAUCCACACUGGAGAGAAACCUUAUAAAUGUACACAGUGUGGAAAAGCUUUCAUUCACAGGGUGAGUCUUACUGUACAUCAGAGAAUCCACACUGCACAGAAACCUUAUGAAUGUACACAGUGCGGAAAAGCUUUCAUACACAGAAUGAAUCUUGCUGUACAUCAGAGAAUUCACACUGCAGAGAAACCUUAUGAAUGUACACAGUGUAGAAAGCCUUUCAAACAAAAACGUGAUCUUGCUGUACAUCAGAGAAUCCACACUGGUGAGAAACCUUAUGAAUGUACACAGUGUGGAAAGCCUUUCACACAAAGGGGUAAUCUUGCUGCACAUCAGAGAAUCCACACUGGAGAGAAACCUUAUGAAUGUACACAGUGUGGAAAAGCUUUCAUUCACAGGGUGAGUCUUACUGUACAUCAGAGAAUCCACACUGGAGAGAAACCUUAUGAAUGUAAACAAUGUGGAAAGCCUUUCACACAGAGGAGUAAUCUUGUUAAACAUCAGAGAAUCCACACUGGAGAGAAACCUUAUGAAUGUACAGAGUGUGGAAAGGCUUUCACAUGGAGGGAUCAACUUGCUACACAUCAGAGUAUCCACUCUGGACAGAAACCUUAUGAAUGUAUACAGUGUGGAAAGCCUUUCACACACAGCAUCAGUCUUGUUGCACAUCAGAGGAUUCACACUGGAGAGAAACCUUAUGAAUGUACACAGUGUGGAAAGCCUUUCACACAGAGGAGUAAUCUUGUUAGACAUCAGAGAAUCCACAGUGGAGAAAAACUUCAUGAAUGUACACAGUGUGGAAAGGCUUUCAUAAGGAGGGACCAUCUUGCUACACAUCAGACCAUCCAUUCUGGACAGAAACCUUAUGAAUGUACACAGUGUGGAAAGCCUUUCACACACAGCAUCAGUCUUGCUGCACAUCAGAGAAUCCACACUGGAGAGAAACCUUAUGAAUGUACACAGUGUGGAAAGGCUUUUACUCGGAGGAACCAACUUGCUACACAUCAGAGAAACCACAAUGGAAAGAAACCUUAUGAAUGUACACAGUGUGGAAAGGCUUUCACACGGAGUGAUAAUCUUGCUGCACAUCAGAGAAUCCACACUGGAGAGAAACCUUAUGAAUGUACACAAUGUGGAAAGGCUUUCACACGGAGAGGUCAUCUUGUUAUACAUCAGAGAAUCCACACUGGAAAGAAAUCUUAUGAAUGCAAUACAAUUGGAGAGCCUUUCUCUUAAUGCGCCACAGUUGCUUCACAUCAGAAAAUUCCCACUGGAGAGAAACCUCAUAAGUCAGACUGAAUUUAUGGUUGCCAUUCUUACCUUAUUUAACAUAAGAGAAUCCAUACUAGAGAGAAACUUUAGGAAUAUGACCAGUGUGGUAAGGCCUUCAGGUAACAUUCAUCUCUUAUUUCCAAGCCAGAAUUCCUUUUGGAUAGAAAUCUUAUUCCUAUCAUGAAUGCAGAAAGACACUGAAAUGGAUAAUCCAGAGCUUUUUCAGCAGGAUAAAAUGUCUUCUGAAGAGAUCAUUUCUAGAUGGAUUCCCUGUAGGAAGGCUUUCAGAGAGGUACCAUCUCUUAUUUCAUGUCAGAGGAUUCAUAGUGCAACAAAUUUUAUGUGUUUUCCUGAGGAGGAGGUUGAUCACACUCAUUUGGAGAAGUGAAAAUGAUAAAUCUGAGAGGCUAGCCCACAUCUAUUGGAUUGGUUAUUAUGACAGAAAAGGAAAGUGACAAAAGUUGGAGGAAAUGUUUGAAGAUUGAAAAAGGAAUGAACUUUUGGGGUUGUUGUGAACUAUUUCAACCAUUCUGGAGAAGGCAAUUUGAACUAUGUUCAAAGCACAUUAAAAAACAAAAAGAAAAAAAAGAUCUAUAUAUAUUAAAACUACAAAACACUUAAGGAUACUCUUUUGGGGGUGACAGAAAUAUUGGAAAUUAAGAGGACUCUCAUCCAGUGGGAAAUGGCUGAACAAAUGAUAGCAUAUGAUUGUAAUAGAAUCCUAUUUUGUCAUUAGUGAGGAGGAGGAACUCAGAAAAACCUGGAAAGACUUGACAACUGAUACAGACUUUUAAAUUUAAUAUAAUCAAAAUUAUUCAUUUUAUAUUUUGUAAUGUUCCCUCUCUUUUGGGUCUUAAAUUUCCUUCCUUUCCCAUAGAUCUGACUGAUAUACUGUUUCACAUUCCUCUAAUUUACUUAUAAUAUCACUCUUCAUGUUUAAGUCAUAUACUCAUUUUGAAUUUAUCUUGGUAUAAGGUAUGAGAAAUUAAUCUAAACCUAAUUUUUCCCAUACUGUUUUCCAAUUUUCCCAGCAGUUUUUGUCAAUCUGUGAGUUUGUGACCCCAAAGCUGGGGUCUUUGGGUUUAUGGAACACUAGCUUGCUGAGGUCAUUUACCCUUAGCCAUUGAUCCAUCCUUCUGUCUCUUAGCCAGUACCAUAUUGUUUUCAUGUUCAGUGUAUUUUUGUUCAGUUUAAAAUCCAGUAGUGCUAGGCGCCCAUCCUUCAUAUUUUUUUUUAAUUAGUUCCCUUGAUUUUCUUGAUCUUUUGUUCUUCCAGAUGAAUUAUUUUAUAUAUUUUUCCUAAUUCUUUAAAAAAGGUUUUUGGUAGUUUGAUAGGUAUAGUAGUGAAUAAUCAAAUUAAUUUGGGUAGGAUUGUCAUUUUCAUUAUAUUAGCUCAUCCUACCCAUGAACAAUUAAUGAUAUUCCAAUUGUUUAGACCUAGUUUUAUUUGUGUGAAGUGUUUUGUAGUUGUGGUCAUAUGAUUCCUGAGUUUUUCUUGGCAAAAAGAUUCUCAAAUAUAUUAUAUUGUCUAGAGUGAUUUUACUGGAGUUUCUCUUCCUACCUCUUGCUGCUGAUUUUUAUUGCCAUUUUUACUCCUAACUAGGAGGGGAAGGAAGGUUUCUCUUCCAAACAUCUUAACUUUAGCUAGUGCGCACGAGGGUAGCGCCAUCUAUUGACAGGAAGUAGAAUUGCAAAGAUGGGCUACUCUGGAAGAGCAGAGCCUCACCAAAGUUUGAGGAUGUCUUUUCUUGCGGCUAAUCCUGGUUGUACUGAUUGGAUACCUUGCUGUCUGCUUGUAUAAUCUUGAGAUUCAGAGGAGAGAGUCCUCUCCCUACACCCCCUUGCCAUUGUUGCCUGCCCAGUCUCUGAAAUAUGUCCAAUAUGGGGUUUAUCCACACUAUGCCCAGUGUAUGUAUGAGGAACUCCAGAAGUGUGAUCUGUUGAGAGAUUUUUUCUUAAUUUCUCCCUUUUUAUAUUUAAGAGGCAAGGGACCAACAAGAUUUCUGAGUAAGAGACCCUCUGCUGUGCAGUCAGUUUUUGACAGUUAGAGGGUGUAGCUGAGAGUUCAUCACAGCUGGCAGUAGGUAAAGGGCCUUUUGGGCUCUGGGUCUCCAGGGGAGAGGAGUAUGUAGCUCACUCUCUCUGGGACUAUUGAAGUCAGAGAAACAGAUUUGAGGCCUUAUUGAUUAUUAUUUUAUUACAUUUUAUUUAAUUAGUUAAUUUAGAAUAUUUUUUCCCAUUGUUCCAUGAUUCAUGUUUUUUCCCUCCCCUCCUCCUACCCACCUUGAAGCCUAUGCUCAAUUCCACGGAGUUUUACUUGUGUCAUUGAUCAAGACCUAUUUCCAUAUUAUUAAUAUUUGCAUUAGGGUGAGACUACAUCCCCAAUCCUAUCCCUAUCGACCCAUGUGAUCAAGCAGUUGUUUUUCUUCUACGUUUCUGCUCCCACAGUUCUUCCGCUGGAUAUGGAUAAUGUUCUUUUUCAUAAGUCCCUCAGAAUUGUCCUGGAUCACUGCAUUGCAGCUAGUAGAGAAGUCUGUUAUAUUUGAUUGUGCCACAGUGUUAUCAGUCUCUGUGUACAAUGUUCUCCUAGUUCCUCUCCUUUCACUUUGCAUCACUUCCUGGAGGUCAUUCCACUUCACAUGGAAUCCCUCCACGUUAUUAUUCCUUUGAGCACAAUAGUUUACCAUCACCAACAGAUACCACAAUUUGUUCAACCAUUCCCCAAUUGAAGCACAUCCCUUCAUUUUCCAAUUUUUUGCCAUCACAAAGAGCACAGAUAUGAAUAUUUUUGUACAAGUAUUUUCCCUAUUAUCUCUUUGGGGUACAAACCCAGCAGUCCUAUGGCUGGAUCAAAGGGCAGACAGUCUUUUAUCGGCCUUUGGGCAUAGUUCCAAAUUGCCCUCCAGAAUGGUUGGAUCAAUUCACAACUCCUCCAGUAAUGCAUUAACGUCCCAACUUUGCCACAUCCCCUCCAACAUUUAUUACUUUAUUUUGUUAUCAUGUUAGCCAAACUGCACAGUAUGAAGUGAUACCUAAGAGUUGUUUUCAUCUGCAUCUCUCUUACUAUAAAGAGAUUUAGAACACCUUUUCAAGUGUUUAUUAAUAGUUUUGAUGUCUUUAUCUUAAAAUUACCUAUUCAUGUCCCUUACCCAUUUAUCAAUUGAGGAAUGGCUUGAUUUUUUGUGCAAUUGAUCAUAAUUUUGAGUAAUUAUACAUUUGCUUUGUUAUAAAGAUUUUUCCCAAUAUGUUGCUUCCCUUCUAAUUUUGAUUGCAUUGGUUUUGUUUGUACAAAACUUUUCUAAUUUAAUGUAAUCAAAAUUAUUUAUUUUACAUUUUGUGAUUUUUUUUCUAACUCUUGCUUGGUCUUAAGAUCUUUUCUUUCCCAAAGAUCUGACAAGUGUGCUAUUCUGUGUUCAACCUAAUUUACUUAUAGUUUCCUUCUUUAUAGUCAAGUCAUUCACCCAUUCUGAGUUUAUCUUGGUGUAGUGUGUAAGAUAUUGAUCUAAAUCUAAUCUCUCCAUAUGGUUUUCCAGUUUUCCUAGCAGUUUGUCAAAUAAUGGAUUUUUGUCCCAAAAGGUGGAAUCCUUGGGUUUAUCAUAGACUGUCUUGCUGAGGUCACUUACUCCAAGUCUAUUCCACUGAUCCUCUCUCCUUUCUUUUGGUCAGUACCAUGUUGUUUUGAUUACCACUUCUUUAUAGUAUAGUUUGAGAUCUGGCACUGUUAGGCCACUUUCCUUCCCCCUUUUUUCAUUAUUUCCCUUGAUAUUCUUGAUCUUUUGUUCUUCCAAGUGAACUUUGUUAUGGUUUUUUUCUAAUUCAGUAAAAACGUUUCUUGGUAGUUUGAUGGGUAUGGCACUAAAUAAGUAAUUUAGUUUGGUUAGAAUUGUCAUUUUUAUUAUGUUAGCUUGUCCUACUCAUGAGCAAUUAAUGUUUUACCAAUUAUUUAGAUCUUCUUUUAAUUGUGUGAAAACUGUUUUGUAGUUGUGUUCAUAUAGUUCCUGUGUUUGUUUUGGCAGGUAGAUUCCUACGUAUUUUAUAUUUUCUAGGGAGUUUUUAAAUGGAAUUUCUCUAACUCUUGUUGCUGGGAUGUGUUGGAAAUAUAUAGAAAUGCUGUUGACUUCUAUGGGUUUAUUUUGUAUCCUGAAACUUUUCUAAAGUUGUUGAUUAUUUCCACUAGUUUUUUGAUGGAUUCUCUUGGAUUCUUUAAGUAGAUGAUCAUAUCAUCUGCAAAGAGUGAUACCUUGGUCUCCUCAUUACUUAUUUUAAUACUUUCAAUUUCUUUUUCUUCUCUAAUUGCUACUGCUAGUGUUUCUAGUACAAUGUCAAAUAAUAGAGGUGAUAAUGGGCAUCCUUGUUUGACUCCUGAUCUUAUUAGGAAGGCUUCUAAUUUAUCCUUAUUGCAGAUGAUGUUUGCUGAUGGUUUUAGAUAAAUACUGUUCAUUAUUUUCAGGAAAGUUAUAUUCCUAUACUUUCUAAUGUUUUCAAUAGGAAUGAGUGUUGUAUUUUGUCAAAGGCUUUUACUGCGUCUAUUGAGAUAAUAAUAUGAUUUUUGUUGGUUUGCUUGUUGAUUUGGUCAGUUAUGUGGAUGGUUUUCCUAAUAUUGAACCAUCCUUGCAUUUCUGGUAUAAAUCCCAUCUGAUCAUAAUGGAUAACCCUCAAGAUCACUUGCUGGAGUCUUUUUGCUAGUAUUCUGUUUAAGAUUUUUGCAUCUAUGUUCAUUAAGGAGAUUUGUCUAUAGUUUUCUUUCUCUGUUUUUGACCUGCCUGGCUUUGGAAUCAGUACCAUAUUUGUGUCAUAAAAGGAAUUUGGUAGAACUCCUUCUUUGUAAAUUAUGUUAUUUGACAUAUUAUAUAGUUUGUAUAGUAUUGGGAUUAGUUGUUCUUUGAAAGUUUGAUAGAAUUUACUUGUGAAUCCAUCAGGCCCUGAGGAUUUUUUUUCUUAGGGAGUUCUUUGAUGGCUUGUUCAAUUUCUUUUUCUGUUAUGGGGUUAUUUAAGUUUAAAAAAACAGUAUGGGAGUGAUUAGGUUUAGAUCAAGAUCUAAUAUCCUACACCUAGAUAAACUUGGAAUGGCUGAAUGACUUGAAUAUAAAGACGGUAACUAUAAGUAAAUUAGGUGAACUGUGAAUAUUAAAACUACUCCACCCUAAUCAGACCGUACUUUAGAAGAUUUGAUUUAGCUAUUUCCUGAUCAAUAACAAUAGAGAUACUUGGAAUAACAGAAUCAGGUCUUGGAAACUCUACUUUUCUCCCCCCUCCUUAGUUAACAAGAUUAGGAACAUCUACACCAAAUUCAAAGAUUUAAUUAUCUGAGGAGAAGGCCUUCAAAAGACAUGUGCAGAAAAAGUGGACAGACCACUGGGCUGUCCUAAGUCAAGCUAAGCAAUCAUUGGUAUAGAUGAGAUGCAGGAAAGUGACAUAAAACUGUCUAUAUAAGGCACUCACUGGCUCUCUUCACCCUCUUUCCCUGGAGAGGCAAUUCUGGCUGGCAGUGUGCUAGGCGUUUUGACAUCUUGGAGUGGUGGUGCUGAGUUUACCUUGAGCUGAUUCAGGUUUGGGCAUCUGGGUUUAGCCCUUCUUUUUCUGGAGUUCCAGCUGACUCCUUCUUCCUUCAUACUCCAAAACCUUAAUUCCUUAUCUUCUGAUCUCUCCAACCGAAACUAGCCAAGGCGGUGGGGGGAGGGGGGGAGAGAAAAAACCUCCUCCUCCUUCUUCCUUCUCCUUAAUCUCCUCCACUAUCAGUUAAAUCACCAUAAAAAAUUCCAACUGACCUGGGUAUUUUAUUAUUUGGGAUUUCCCCUGGAGACCACUUAAAUUUAGAUUUUCAGUAUCAACCAUAAUUUUAACCUUUACAGUUUUGGCUAACCACGUUGGUUGUGACAAAAUACCCUCAAUCUUCUUAACUUUCCUAAACCUUUUUUCCCCCACUGUAACUAUCCCUUUUAAUAGCUUAUUUUGAUCAGCUGUAAAGGUAAGUAAAUUUGAAAUUUUUUUUGUAUUCUCCCACUCUCCUUAAAUUAGAUAGAAAACAGCUGUUUUAAAUCUUAGCAACAGGGCCCUAAGGUCCUGGCUGGGAGAGCUGUUUCUAAAUCUCCUUUCCAUUAGGGAACAACUGCCUAGAUUAGGAGUGGGGGAAGCCUGUAGAAAGUUUUGGCUUUGUCCUGCUCCCCAUGUGUUUUAUAUUAAUAGGUAAUGUCAUUUUUGUACUCCUCAGUACUGUGUUUAGAGAUGCUAAAAUAAAAAAAAAUUAUUUGAAGCUGAAAUUCAGAAAAACUCAAAAAAUUGAGGAUAAAGUGCAGGAGAACAUAAAAAACCUGCAAGAGAACAUGCAAGCCCAAUUAGACAAUUUAAAAUGUUUCUUAACCAGUACCAGAAACAAACCUGUUCCUGAACCUUUGAAUGAGGAAAUUUCCUUCCCUGAAAUAGAGUUGGAAAACACCUUCCCUAUAGCUCAGCUAGCAGAUUGUUCUCUCAUGGUCUGCAAAUCUUGGCUGAAUUUAAUCCCCAAAACCCUUCCCCUGCAGUCCCAGUUUGUGAUGUUCCUUAUACUACACAAAACCAAAUUCCAGGCCAAAGGAGAUCUCAUCCUUCUAGAGAAACUCAUCUUAGUCAAAUUCACCCACAGGCACCAGAUUCAACUAGAGGCCUGUUUCCUCAAAGAGAAGUACCUCAAAUAGGACAAAAUGGAGAUGUGGUGACUUUAAGGCACAAUAUAUGGUUUACUCCCCAAGAAAUAAAUGAAUUUACAUGAAAUAUCCCCACAUUUGAACAAGAUCCCUUUCUACAAAAAAAGAUGACAGACAUAUUUUUCCAGUGUAAUCCAUCUAACAAGGACAUUGAAAACUUGCUAUAGGCUUUUUUAACUGAACGUGAGAAAAAUAAAAUAAUUGCUCAUGUCAGCACAAUCUGGGGACACAAUGCAGCACAUUGGCCAUCUCAGGAUCCCGAAUGGGAUUAACAACUCCGAGGAUCUUUUACAACUAUACCGUUGUAGAGGGGCCAACCUAAUGGCAAUGAGAGAAUGUGAAGACAGUACAGAUAAGUGGGCGGAAUUUGAAAAUAUUAAGCAAAAUGACAAAGAGACACCCUCCAGAUUCAUGAACAGAAUAAUAGAGUUUGGGGGUAGACACCAGGAUUUUGACCUAUCUAAAGAAAAUAGCUUGAGAAAAUUAGAAAGCACUUUGUCACUAAUUCUUACAAAGUGAUUAGAGAUUAUUUUAGAACAUAUUGCCCAAGAUGACCAGAGAUGGACCUUGAAGAAUUGUGGAAAACAGCAUUAUAUGUUUCAAAGGGAAACAAAGAAAAGGAGGAAGAGAAUAAUGAUCUCAUAGAAAAAAUAUAGAAAUGAUUGACAUAUUUAACAUAUAAGAUUGAAAACUGGAAAGAGGGCAUGAUACUCAGCCAAUGGCACUUGCCCCUCUCCAGGAAUCUAAUUACUGAUCCAUUACCUGUCAGUUCUGUGAAAAGAAGGGCCACAGAAUGGUAGAGUAUAGAACUUUACUCAAGGCACUCAAAAGGAAUGUGCAGUUUAAUAACAACUACAGAAGUGAUAAUUAUAGAAAUAACUAUAAUAAUGAUAAUGGAAACCACAACUUUAGGAAUGAUAACUAUAGGAAUAGAUAUUGGGAAAAUGAUAAUUCAAACCAAAUGACUACACAACAAUGUAACUUAAGUGGUGCUCGUCCAAAAAAUACUCGAGGUGCUAAUGCCCCUCAGGGGGGUGCCUUUCAGAGGGAUGCCCAAGGAACUUCCCAAAUAUAAUGAAGGUGGGGGGGGGGCUGAGGCACAGGAAUCAGAGGAUACAACCUUUGAUUUUCCAGACCCUGACGUCCUACUACCCAUUGUUCCUAUCCACUGCCCCCCAUACUAAUGAACCCCAUGUUACCUUAAAGGUGCAUAACACCUAUUAUGAUUAUCUUUUAGACACUGGAGCUACCAGGUCUAUAUUAAAGAGUAUAUCAGAUUUACAUUGUUAUUCUGUUGACUCACAAAGUGUAGUGGGAGUAUCAGGAAUACCCCAAAGAGUUAAAAAACUUCCCCCUAGAAUGGUGUCUGUAGGACCCCUAGAGGUACAACAUUCCUUCCUUUUGAAGUCUGACUCCCCUUUAAAUUUGCUGGGGAGGGACUUUCUAUGCAAACUCAGAGCCACAAUAACUUGUUCCCCAGAGGGUUCGUUAUCAUUGGAAGUACUGGAGGAAUAUUUAAAUUUACUUACUGUACUUCUCUCAGAGAGUCAGGAGGCAAAAGAACCUCCCACUUUUGUAAUACCUACAGAUAAACCAGAAUCUCUUUGGGCCAUAUUUUCUUAUGCUGUAGGCUUAAUUCGACUGUUCCUGUGCAAAUUAAAGCUAAAUCUAGCCCACCUCCUUCCAUUCCUCAGUAUCCCCUAUCAAAAGAGGCAAUUGAGGGAAUUACCCCAGUAAUUAACUCAUUAAUUGCACAGGGAAUAAUAAUCCCUUGCAAAUCUGAAUAUAAUAUGCCCAUCCUGCCCGUUAAAAAAACAAAAAGGGGGCCCGAUGGCAAGCACCUCUAUAGAUUUGUAAAAGAUCUGAGGGCUGUGAAUAACCAUGUUAUAAACUACUCUCUGUAGUUUCCAACAUAAAUACGAUUAAUUCUUCUAUUCCUAGCACAGCUACAUACUUUAUAGUAGUAGACUUUUGUGCUCAGUUUUCUUUUCCAUACCAAUAUAUGAGAACUCCAGGCAUAUUUUUGCUUUCACCUGGAAGGGCUCAAAAUAUACAUGGAGUUGUCUACCCUAGGGUUAUGUGGAAAGCCCAAGUUUAUUUGUACAAAUUUUGAGCCAAGACACAGAUAACAUUUAAAAACAGCAAAUUAAUCAAAUACGUAGAUGAUCUACUCUUGGCUUCAACAGACGCAGAAGCAUAUUAGGAAGAUAGCAAACACCUUCUUUUGGAAUUGCACAAAAGAGGGCAUAAAAUCUCAAAGGAUAAGUUUCAGUGGUGUCUCCCUAAAGUAGAAUAUUUGGGGUUCAUCCUGACUGUGGGUGCUCAUUAUAUUUCUCCAAAAUGAGUUGAAAAUAUUCAAAAUUUAAGUGCUUCUACCACUAAGAAACAGUUGAGAGCAAUUUUGGGAGCAACAGGGUUUUGUAGGUAAUGGAUUCCUUGCUCUGGGGAAAUUACUAAACCUCUUAUAGCACUAACAAGGGAUUUGGUCCCUGAACCCCUCAAAUUAGAGCCAGAACACUUGUCAGCUCUAUCAUAUCUAAAAAAGGCUAUCCUGUCUGUCCCCACUCUAGGCAUCCCAGAUUACAAAAAGCCAUUUACUUUAUAUGUCCAUGAACAAAGAGAAGUAGCUUCAGGUAUUUUAACUCAGACUUUGGGGCCUUCUCAAUGCCCAAUUGCUUAUUAUUCUGCCCAACUGGACCCAGUAGUAUCAGGAGCACCACCAUGUCUUAGAGGAGUAGCUGCUACAGCCUUACUAGUGAAAAAAAAAACUGUUGAUCUAGUAUUGGGAUGCCCAUUAACAAUUAUGUGCCCACAUGAGGUAGAAGCAUUGUUGCUAAGGCACAAAACACAGACAUUCUCAGAUCAGUGAAUUACAAGAUAUGAAAUAACCUUGUUAAAUAGCAAAAACAUUACCGUGAAACACUAUACAACCCUUAACCUUGCCACUUUGAUUCCAGAUUUACCAACUUCAGGAGAACCAUUACACAGUUGUGAAAUGGUGUCCAUGGCAGAAAAGCCUUGAGAUAAUCUCUUCAACACUCCCUUAGACAAUCCAGAUCUGGUCUUAUUUACUGAUGGUUCCUCUUUUAUGAGGGAUGGCAUAUGCUACACUGGAGCUGCUGUAGGCUCACAAUUUGCCACUGAGUGGUCAGCUUCACUGUCCUCUAAUAUUAGGACUCAAGGAGCAGAACUCAUAGCUCUGAAGCACGCUUGUAUAAUUGCCAAGGAUGAAAAGGCAACAAUUUAUGUGGAUUCUAGAUAUGCUUUUGGCAUUUGUAACUCAGUCGGAAUGCUAUAACUCCAGAGAGGAUUUUUAACUUCAGCUGGAAAAUCUAUAGCUAAUGCAGAAAUUAUUAAUGAAGUUCUUUCUUCUCUCUAGCUGCCUGAAGCCCUAGGUAUAGUUCAUUGUUCUGCCCAUACAGCUGGCACUGACCCUGUCUCUAGGGGAAAUGAUUGAGCAGAUACUUUUCCAAAGCUAGAAGUCAUAGAAGGACCUGAAUUAAUUUUAACAUUAACAACCACUGAUGUUUUAAAUUUAUUGCUUUCCUAUAAUGAAAAGGAAGUGGAAAAAUGGAAACAAAAAUUCAAAGCAAAACAGAUUACUGGAGUAUGGGUGUCAUCUGAAGGGAAACCCUUGUUCCCUAGAAGUUUAUAUCAUCAAAUCUGCCCAUCUAUUUAUAAAAAUGGUCACUUUGGUACUCAAGGCAUCAUGGACUCUGUUAAUAGAAUAUGGAUAGCCCCUAGUAUAACCACUAUAGCCUCUAAAGUGUGUUCAGCCUGCUCUACCUGCCAAGCAUAUAACCAACAUGCCUUUCAUGGCAAAGAUUUUGGUGGGUGUCCUCUAGCUUACACACCUUUUGAGCACCUACAGAUAGAUUUAAUAUCAAUGUCAAACGUUGGACAUUAUAAAUUUUGUCUAGCCAUAGUAGAUCAACUGACCAAAUGGGCAGAAGCAUUUCCUGUGACCAGAGCCACAGUGGCUUUUGUUGCUAAGGUGAUUUUAAAAGAAAUUAUUCCUCGCUUUGACCUGCCAGCACAUAUUGAUUCAGAUAGAGGAGGUCAUUUUACUGAUUCUGUUCUAAAUCAGAUAUAUUCUUGCUUGGGGAUAACUCCCAAAUUCCAUGUUCCAUAUCACCCCCAAAGCUCAGGCCAAGUUGAGAGGAUGAAUAAAGAACUUAAAACUAUGAUUGGAAAAUUAUUCACUGAGACACAUUUAAAAUGGCCUAAAAUUCUUCCUCUGGCCCUAUUUUAUCUUAGAAGCAGGAUUAGAGGAGACCUACACAUCUCACCAUUUGAGAAGCUUUUGGAUAUUCACCUAUACAGGCUAAAACUUUCCCCCCUGCAUAUACAUCACUAUUAGGGGGAGAUACUACUAUUGCUUCCUAUAUACAGGAAUUAUAGCACAAACUACGUGAACUUCAUGAAUCUGGAGCUGCAGUACAAGCUGGACCACUAGACUUUUCAUGACCUGAACCCAGGAGACAAAGCGUAUAUAAAGAAUUUCAAGCAUACUGGAGCAACUCAGCCUUUGUGAAAAGGACCAUUCCAAAUAUUGUUAACUACUCCAACAUCUAUAAAGGUUGGAGAGAAGGACUUGUGGAUUCAUUGUUCACAUGUGAAGAGAGCAUUUUCUGUUGAGACUGAUUGCAUGUAUCCUAUUACAUGCAUCAGAGAUAAUAAUCCAUAAACAAGUGGAUGCUGUUUUUUGAGGACACAUUGAAUUACUGACCCCCCCUUAUUUUUAUUAUUGCUUUUCUUUUAUUUUGAUUAGAAUAUUUGAUUUUUUCCCUUUUUCUCAUUUCUUAUACUAAAGGUACAUACAAUUAAUAUUAUUUUUUCUGCAGUAAUAUAAGUUUAAUAUAUAUGUAUGUAUAUAUAUAGAUACAUACUUGCUAUAAUAUCAAUACAUACCCAAAAGCUUUAAACUAUGGGAACCUGCCAUUUAUUGAUAAAAAGUUAUGGGACUCUGAUUAAUGUUUGUGUCUGAUUCUAGGAAAUGGGAUAAAACAAGGAGCACAGUCUUAACUUGAAUAGUUCAAAAAGAGCACAUAGGAAAAACUAAUGUGAGACUCGAGGUUGCGAUGCUUGACAUGUUAAGUUGUAGGACUUCCUUGUAUCUACAAUUUUUUGAAGUAUUAAUACAAGUACAAAAUUUGACUAUCAUCCUGACUCCCCUUAUCCCUGAGAAUGACAAAAAAAUCAGACCAGGGAAUUACACUUCCCUAUCAAAAAUAAAAUUCUAGUUUUUUUUUCUUAUAUUAUGGCAACUUCCUGUAGUCUUGGCUGCAAACGGGUAAGUGAAAUAUUACUGCAUUCUGUCCUACAGACUUGUGGGAUAGAAACUACUUUUAAAUUGGACCUAUAUAAGGACCUGUUAGAAAUUUAUUAAACCCAAAUAAGGGCUUAUUUUGGAUUUUUUCUUCUUUUUUCUUUCCAUUUUUUUCCCUUAUGUUUUUGGUUGUGUUUUUCUCUUCUUUUGAUAAUUGACUCAUACAACCCCAUAACUCAACAUUGCAUCCUGAGCUGUACUGGAUGUGUUUUUUUUAACACCUAUUUUGGUGGGGGCGGGGAAUUGUAUUUUAAUAAAAAUCAGAGAUUUUGAAUUUUUUGUUCGAGAAAAGAUCUUCAAGGAAGAAGAUUGCUAACUCCUAAAUCCAGAGAAUGAACUGUUAUAGAAAGAUGCCAGAAAACCUGCACUACAUCAAGAAGAUCCAGAAUGAACUUUGGAUGUGGUUGAUUGAACUGAAGUUUGAUUGAACAUUCAAUUGUAAAUGUACACUUUUAUGCCAAGGGGAUUGCCCUAAUUUGGCUUUCUGUCAAUGCACCUAGGAAAACAUUGGCUUUGCUUUCUUUCUUUUCUAGUCCUCCGUAACUACUGUAAUUUCUCCUUAGAAAAUUGAAUAUUGUAUACAUCUGUAGUUAGAAGUGCUUUAGGACUACAAGAUAAUUAUGUUAAAUGAUCAAUAGGGAGACUGAUCUCCCAAUGAUCAUCAGGGGGGAUUGUGAAUCUUAAAAACUACUCAGAUUGUACUUUAGAAGAUUUUAAUUAGCUAUUUCCUUAUUGUAACAAUGGAGAUACUUGGUCUAACAGAAUUAGGAAUGUCUUGGGAACUUUUAAAAUUACUCCACCCUAAUUAGACAUACUUUAGGGAAAGAUAAAAGUUGUAAACUCCUGAUUGAACAAUGAAGGUACUUAACUCAUACCUUAUAGUGAAGCUAAAAUGUUAAGAUAAGUCUAUUUUUAGAACUAAUACAAAAGGGUGUUAAGUAACUGGAAAGGUUAAAUUAAUCACAAAAAAGUCAAGUAACUCACAAAAGCUGAGCUUAACAAAGAAGUAUGAAGUACUUCAGAAGAUAUAAUCUAAGCAGAGAAUUUUAGAACUAAAGAGUGGUGAGAACUAAGAAUGGACAGUCCUGGAAAAAAGUGUCUACUGUGAUUUGUAGACAUGAAAAUUUAGGGGAGGUGACAUAAGAGAAAAUUUCUUUAAAACGAGCGAUAAAAAGUUAGUUCAGGCAAUUCAGUUCAGAGUGGAAUUCAAUUCUGAACUCACUUCAGGAUAUUGAGUUCAGUGGAGGACUGGAACCCAGCUUGGAGAUACCUCCAAUGUAUGUUCAGGGAGUGGCCAUUGCCGCUGCAUUGCGGCAAUGUGGGUACAUUGCAGGGGAAAAACCUAUACUGAAAUGAUUAAAAAUCUGCUAUCAGGAAAAGAAUGUUUCAAGUGUAGUAAAAUUGGACACUUUAGGAAAAAAUGCCCAGAUCAGCGACAAGCCUUCUCAAAACUCCAUUUCCAAGGUGUUUGAAGGGACUACACGGAGCAAAAGACUGUUGAUCAAAAUUUCAUCAUGAUGGUAAUUUACUCCCUGAUAGGACCCUCCCCCCCACAAAAAACAGGCCACAGGGAAACUUGAGAAGGGGCCAGCCCCAUGCCCCUCUAAA
Messenger RNA from Monodelphis domestica (gray short-tailed opossum), 16148 nucleotides. RefSeq lists its product as uncharacterized. Gene Ontology annotation, molecular function: DNA-binding transcription factor activity, RNA polymerase II-specific; RNA polymerase II cis-regulatory region sequence-specific DNA binding. NCBI's taxonomy places the organism in Eukaryota, Metazoa, Chordata, Mammalia, Didelphimorphia, Didelphidae. Gene Ontology annotation, cellular component: PcG protein complex; chromatin; transcription regulator complex. Gene Ontology annotation, biological process: regulation of transcription by RNA polymerase II. The record is from RefSeq and is a predicted model, not a curated record.